CUGCCGCCACUUUGAGGCAGGAGGGAAGAGUGAGGAGGUGGGGAGAGAGAGAGAGAGAGAAAGUGCGAGAAGGAGGUUGAUGGGAAGUGUAAGAGUCCACCCAUGUGCGCAUAAAGUCAGCCUUCAGUCAAUACAACUUUUGUGUCGUCAGCAGGUCAGAGGUGAUUAUGUCGAAACGUUCGUCCAACGUAAAGGCCCUGCAGGCUAAUCUGAACAUCCCGAUGGGAGCUCUGCGUCCGGGGGCGGGACAUCCUGUGAGGAGGAGAGAGGAGAUGGCAGACACACCUGAGGCCCACUCGCCGACGGAACAGCCGACCGACGCCACGCACACGGCGCAGGAAGAAAAAAAGAUUUUGCCCGGCGCCGUCAAAUUGCCAGGACCAGCCGUCAACCUGUCGGAGCUCCAGAACGUCAAGAGCGAAUUACGAUGGGUCACCAAAGAAUAACGUAAAGGUCAGCAGCACAUUUCUGCGAGAAUCAAGUGCAAAUGCGCAUAUAAACAGCCUCAGUAUGGCAUUUUGAAAUCUUUUUUGUCAAGUGUCAAAACUGGACAAAAGUGACCCAUAGGGUUUCAAUAAUAAGCUAAAAACGGGUUUGCUGUGACGUUCCUUUCCACACGGGAGCAGUGUGGUCUGUUCCACUUGCUUCACGUUGUGCGGCAGGCCAGGCUGAGUCAGGUGCUAUUUGUAGCUCCCCAAAAAAAAAAACAAGCGUGUCACAUGAAAGUGUGUGUUUUGACCCUCUGCUGCAACUAAAUAAGGUCAGCCGAGUAUUAAGAAAGACUCUGUGAUGUAAUAAGUACGUGAAUUGAAUUCCACAUCAAAAAUGAGCAUUCAGAUGUUUGUAAAGGUGUCUUAUUAUUAUUAUUAUUAUUAUUAUUUUUUGUCCAUUAGAACGAGCUUCCAGGUGGCGGCGAAGGACGAACGACACUUCCUGGUUACCGCGGCGGCGGCGGCGCUACAAAACCACAAUCGCAUCAUAACAUCAACAAAUUUGUUUGGCCUGUUGUUGUUGACUUGCUGCUAAACUCGAGCAUAAUUCAUCCGCUGCGAUCCCAACCGAGAGACCGACGUGAUGCGUUUCCGUCGCGGAGAUGGAGCGAGUUAAGCCUAACUCAAGUUUUUGGGUGGGCCUUUUCAGUCUAUGAAGAUGAACCACAAGAGACUCUUUCUUCCUCCGUUCUUAGAAAAAUAUUCAACGGUCAUCAACGUCAUAUCUUGUAGGUCAGCGUGUUCGACUUUUUUGCAUUCUUUUUGUGUUGUUCUCAUCCACGGGGGCAAUAAAUCAUUUUAUUCUAAUUG
Molecule: messenger RNA, 1301 nt
Organism: Hippocampus zosterae (dwarf seahorse)
Lineage: Eukaryota; Metazoa; Chordata; Actinopteri; Syngnathiformes; Syngnathidae
Gene: smpx
Product: small muscle protein X-linked
Exons: 5
Coding region: 168-446 (92 amino acids)
Cellular component (GO): M band; costamere; muscle tendon junction
Source: RefSeq, a predicted model, not a curated record